AUGUCUGAAAUCGGUGAAUUCCAACAAGUUGUCAUUAACGGACAUAUCAUGUCAGUGAACGAGCAUGUCGUGUCAGUGAACGGACAUAUCAUGUCAGUGAACGGGCAUGUCAUGUUAGUGAACGGGCAUGUCGUGUCAGUGAACGGACAUAUCAUGUCAGUGAACGGGCAUGUCAUGUCAGUGAACGGACAUAUCAUGUCAGUGAACGAGCAUGUCGUGUCAGUGAACGGACAUGUCGUGUCAGUGAACGGACAUAUCAUGUCAGUGAUCAGAGACAUAUCAUGUCAGUGA
This is a messenger RNA of Sugiyamaella lignohabitans, 291 nucleotides long. RefSeq lists its product as uncharacterized. Lineage: Eukaryota; Fungi; Ascomycota; Dipodascomycetes; Dipodascales; Trichomonascaceae. The record is from RefSeq and is a predicted model, not a curated record. The coding region runs from base 1 to 291 and encodes 96 amino acids. The transcript has a single exon.